GAGACAGCAAAUCUAUCUUUCUUUCCAAGAAACGAAUAGAAGACCUUAUAGGGCUGAACCCUCUCAUUGGGCCGGCCGGGCCGGGCCGGCCUGAUUGAUUUUAUUUGGGCCGUGACUAAUGGAGAUGAGAUACGCACGUGAGUUGCACUUGCUUUCGUCUUCCUCCUCGUCUUCUUCGUGUUGGUCGUUGCUGCUGUAGUUACUUCUUCUUCUUAACGCGAAAUCUAACAAUGGGGAUUUAUCAGAGGCGCGGGAAGUGUAUAUAGACAAUUGAUACUCAGUGUGCUCCAAAUGCGGAGUGAAAAGUUGAAUCUUACUAGCUACGUUAAUGGUGUUAUCCCCUUGUAGUUGCAGAUUGUUGUUGAGGAUUCGAACGAUUUCUUCUUGGAAUGUUCUCAUUCCGCCUAUCCGAAGGCUUCAUUUUGCAGUCGAUUCCAAUGCGCAAACCAUUAGGCAGUAUGGCUACACGCACCUGCUCCACGACCCUACAAACCUCGCUUCCCUCGGCGACGCCAAAUCUCUGCACGCGAUCAUCGUCACUAAGGGUUCAGAUUCCAUCGAAAAUCUCGUUUUCGUGCACAACAAUAUCCUCGCCACGUAUGCGUCGUUCGGCGACACGCACCUCGCCCGCAAGCUGUUCGACGAAAUGACGCAACGGAAUGUCGUGUCGUAUAACACCAUGAUAAGCGCUUACAGUCGAGACAAUCUUUUGGUGGAGGCUUUCAAUUUUCUAUCCGAGAUGAGGAAGCGUGGUCUUACCCCGACGCAGUUCACGUUAGGAGGAUUGUUGUCCUGUGAUCAAUUGGACAUUUUCGAAGGAGUGCAGUUGCAGGCGCUGAUUGAGAAGACUGGAUUGCUUCUAAUGGAUGCUUUUACAGGAACAGCCAUUUUAGGAAUGUAUGGCAGGCAAAGAUGCUUGGAUGAAGCUGUUAGAAUGUUCGAAUCCAUGCCGGGAAAGACCUUGGUUACCUGGAAUUGUAUGAUUUCGAUAUUUGCACAAAUGGGAUACCUGAAAGAUUGCAUAGCCAUGUUUUCGGAGCUGAUGAGUACUCAUUUGGGAAUAUCCAAAUACACUGUGGUGAAUGUUUUAUCUGGUUUGGGAGAAGAUAUGCAGCUGGGAGAGCAAGUUCAUGGAUUAGUGAUCAAAUACGGCUUCGAUUGCAUUGCCUCGAUCUCUAAUUGUUUGAUCAGUAUGUACUCAAGAUCUGGCGCGCCAUAUUUGGCGAUGAACAUCUUCGAGAAUUCUCCAUCUAAAGAUCUCGUUACAUGGAACACCCUAAUUGGUGUAAUGGCAAACGGUGACACACCGAUCAAAGCAUUCGAUAUCUUUCUGAAAAUGCAGAUGAAGGGAUUGUCUCCUAAUGAAACAACUCUGGUAAAUAUUCUUAGCUCAUGUUCGAGGGCGAAUUUUUCAUCGUAUGGGAAAUAUGUUCACGCGAAGACAAUUAAGAAAGGAUUUGAGUCGGAAGUGAGUGCCGGGAGUUCUUUGGUUAACUUUUAUGCAAAAUGUGGUAAAAUUCAGGAAUCACGUAAAUGUUUUGACGGCGUGACUCAGAAAAACACCGUCUUGUGGAAUUCAUUGAUGCAAGCGUAUAUGAACAGCGGUUGCUCCGUUUCUAUUAGGCUCCUUCAAGAGAUGAUUCGCUCAGGCUAUUAUCCCAACGAGGUAUCGAUUUCUAUUGUUAUUAACUCGUCUAUGUUAGAAUCAGAAUUGCUGCAGCUUCAUUCGAUUGCGAUCAAAUAUGGAUUCGAUGAGAAUGCGUAUGUGUUGAGUUCUCUUAUUAGCUCUUAUGCCAGAAAAGGUCUCGUGUCUGAUGCUCUGUUCGUUGUCGAUUCUGGCAGUUCUAAGCUUCCUGUUGUUUCUUCGAAUAUUGUUGCAUGGAUUUAUAAUCGAACAGGGCAGUAUGAGAAAACACAAGAGUUAUACGCCUCGUUGGAGAAUCCGGAUGUUGUAUCGUGGAAUAUUCUGAUUGCAGCUUGUUCCCGGAACUGCGACUACGUCGAGACAUUCGAACUCUUCGAUCACAUGCGGAGAUCAUCGAUCCGUCCAGACAGCUACACGUACGUAAGCCUCUUCAGCGUGUGCACCAAAUUAUGCAACCUCGCUCUCGGGAGCUCUCUUCACGGCCUUAUUGUGAAAUCCAACGCUAAACUCUGCGACACGUUUGUUUGCAACGUGAUGAUCGACAUGUACGGAAAAUGUGGGAGCAUCGAGAGUUCGGUUAAAAUCUUCGAUGCCAUUGAUGACAAGAAUGUCAUUUCUUGGACAGCUCUUCUCUCGGCCCUCGGCCUGCACGGCUACGCGAACGAAGCGUUACAAAGAUUCGAAGAAAUGCAGGCGACGGGGACAAUGAUCAGGCCGGAUAAGGUCACUUUAAUGGCGAUUCUUUCUGCUUGCAGGCAUGGUGGAUUGGUGAAACAGGGGAUGGACCUGCUCGACAAGAUGAAAGUUAAGUAUGGCGUUGAGCCGGAAAUCGAUCACUACGCCGUCGUCGUCGAUCUCUUGACAAGAAACGGCUGCGUUAAGGAAGCUGAGCAGCUCAUUCUGGGAAUGCCCAUUGCUCCAAAUGCAUUGAUAUGGCGAAGUUUUCUUGAAGGUUGUAAGAAGCGGAGGGCCAUGAACUCUUAUUGGUAAACGACAAGAAGAAGAAAGGGAAAGUCAAGAGCCAAGAGCCAAGAGCCAAGAACUGCAAAUGAUUGAAGAUUUGGGAAGCAAGUUAGGUUAUUCAAAAUCAGUUCAUCGGAUUGCGAUUCACAG
Andrographis paniculata is the source of this 2758-nucleotide messenger RNA. Its product is annotated as pentatricopeptide repeat-containing protein At3g58590. Bases 329 to 2635 code for a protein of 768 amino acids. Lineage: Eukaryota; Viridiplantae; Streptophyta; Magnoliopsida; Lamiales; Acanthaceae. Gene Ontology annotation, molecular function: protein binding; RNA binding. The transcript is spliced from 2 exons. Gene Ontology annotation, biological process: RNA modification. The record is from RefSeq and is a predicted model, not a curated record.